AUUAAUUCACAAAUUCCUCCCUCAAUACAAUCAGUACCAAUUCCUAACCACCAUACAAUUAUCAUCUCCUUCCCUCCAGUCUAAUGGGCAUGGCCACAACAUCUUCCCUUCCCGCCAUUUCCAACAUCUUCACCCCUUUCAGUCCCCCCCAAACCCACCGAACCCUAACCACCCGCUCCUCACUCACGUCACAAUCUCUCACCUCCGCCAAAUCCCACCUCCUUCAUCUAAUAUCCGACCAAAACAGAGGCAUCGCCACCCAAUCCGAUCCCCAAAAGCUGGCGCAGAUCACUGACGCCAUCGACUCUAUCGCCUUAAUCAACCCUGACCAGAUCACCACCAACAACUCACUCUCUGGUACCUGGCGCUUGCUUUGGACCACCGAGAAAGAACAGCUGUUUAUUAUCAAGAACGCGGGCUUUUUCGGGACGAAAGCCGGAGAUGUUUUGCAAGUGAUCGAUGUGGAGAAACGCAAGCUCAACAAUGUCAUUACUUUCCCUCCCGAUGGUGUCUUCUUUGUUCGAUCCGAUAUGGAAAUUGCUUCAUCUCAGCGUGUCAAUUUUAGGUUUACAAGCGCGGUUUUACGUGGGAAUGAGUGGGAGUUUCCACUGCCACCAUUUGGUCAAGGAUGGUUUGAUUCGGUCUACUUGGAUGAUGAUAUUCGAGUUGCUAAAGAUAUACGCGGAGAUUACUUGGUUGUUGAUCGUGCUCCAUACCAAUGGAAAGAAUGAGAGGACAUUCUCACCAAGGAGAUCAUUGUGUGUGAUACUAGGAGGGGCAUACUAUACUACAUGGAUGAUUUUAGCAAGGGAUAAACAUAUCACAUACACCACCAGGUUAAUGUUAAAGAGCAAAAGAUUUAGCUCUCACAUCGUCAGGUGGAACACCCUUCCUUUGGUUGCAUGAAAAAUUUAUUUCUUGAUAUGUUUUUAAAUUUGCAAAACUCUAAUUUGAAUUGUCACACAUGCACUCAUAUGUAUGGGCCCCUUCUCAUGUGACUACUAUUUAUAACAUUCGUUUGUGUGUGAUUUGUGUUGA
Messenger RNA from Lactuca sativa (garden lettuce), 1038 nucleotides. RefSeq names its product Plastid-lipid associated protein PAP / fibrillin family protein. NCBI's taxonomy places the organism in Eukaryota, Viridiplantae, Streptophyta, Magnoliopsida, Asterales, Asteraceae. The record is from RefSeq and is a predicted model, not a curated record.